Molecule: messenger RNA, 2541 nt
Organism: Doryrhamphus excisus (bluestripe pipefish)
Lineage: Eukaryota; Metazoa; Chordata; Actinopteri; Syngnathiformes; Syngnathidae
Gene: myg1
Product: myg1 exonuclease
Cellular component (GO): nucleus; cytoplasm
Source: RefSeq, a predicted model, not a curated record
AUCCGGUCCCACCGUUAAAUGCAUCCGGUCCUGCUACCCGCAUGAUUCAAUUGCCACUUGAAUGAGGAGUCUGUGCUUAUUCGCAGCCACUUUAAGCCGAACAAAAUAUUUUGUCAAACCAAAGUACAACCAUACUUGUGUAGUUACACUGCUUAAACCGCAGUCCUACUACAGUUGUCAGCGUGUAGCAUUUCACCUGGACGCCACACGUAGGCAACGACACAUGUCAAGUGAAGCCAAGAGGCUGUGCACCGAAGACAGAAUGGCCAACAAGAAGAUCGGAACCCACAAUGGAACCUUUCACUGCGACGAGGUUCUGGCAUGCUUCUUUCUCCGUCAGUUACCCGAAUACAAGGGUGCAGAGAUUGUACGGACCAGGGACCCCACGCUGCUGGCCGACUGUGACAUAGUUGUAGAUGUGGGAGGAGAGUUUGACCCGAAAAGGCAUCGCUAUGAUCAUCAUCAGAGGACUUUUGCAGAGACCUUCCACAGCCUGUGUCCAGACAAGCCGUGGGUCACCAAGCUCAGCUCGGCCGGCCUGGUUUAUCUCCACUUUGGCCGUCAGCUGCUGGCCCAGCUGACGCAGCUGAAGGAGGACGAUAAGCAGUUGGAGGUCCUCUAUGACAAACUCUACGAGAACUUCGUGGAGGAGGUGGAUGCCAUUGACAACGGCAUUUCACAGUGUGACGGCGAGGCACGAUACGCCAUCUCCACCACGCUGAGCGCACGUGUCGGCUACCUGAAUCCACGCUGGAACAGCAAGAGUCAGGACACUGAGGAGGGUUUCAAAAAGGCUAUGGCAAUGGUUGGGGAAGAGUUUCUGGACCGUUUGGAUUUCUACAAGUCCUCAUGGUUGCCAGCACGCCAGGUCGUGGAAGACGCCGUCAACCAGCGACACAAGGUAGAUCCCAGCGGGCAGGUGCUGCUGUUCUCCCAGGGAGGGUGUCCCUGGAAGGAACAUCUUUUUGCCCUGGAAAAGGAGCUCCAAGUAGAGACACCAAUCAAGUUUGUGCUUUACCCCGACCAGAACGGACAAUGGAGGGUCCAGUGUGUCCCGGCGGGCCUCAACACCUUCCAGAACAGGUUGUCCCUGCUAGAGGAGUGGCGCGGCGUCCGCGACCAGGACCUGUCGACGCUUAGCGGCAUCAAGGGCUGCAUCUUCGUCCAUGCUGCAGGUUUCAUUGGUGGGAACACGACGCAGGAAGGAGCCUUAGAGAUGGCCAGGAGGACGCUGCAGGCUGCUGGACGGUCACCUGCCAACGGUGACUGUUGACAAAUCAGGAAGGUCCUUUUGUUCAGUCCUAUAGAAGAUAUGGAAAAUGCCUCAAUGCUGGUCUACAAAAAGUGGAAACCCAAGCAAAAAUAAAUAUCAUAUAGAGUCAAAAGGGCCGAUUUUUUUGACACUGAGCUAUAUGACUUAAAAUAACUUCAUCUAGUGUUAGAUUUCCAUAUUUUGUAGUGUGUAAAUUAGGUACACCUCUGUAGUCCAAAACAAGAGUGGGUUAAAAUUCAGCCUUUGCAAAGAUAGUAUGAAAAUUACUAAACGAUAAUAAUGCAGAUAGAUGUGUUUCUAAUAUCUUGGUUUUUUUUUUACUUAAAGCCAAAAUAUUAGAAAGUCAUCAAUAUGUGAUGAAGUAAAGUUAAAAUGACAGCCAUGUUAAUAAAGCCGGAAAAGUCAUAAUUUGGAUCAACACAAUUGUAUACUCUUUCCCACAUAUUCCUGUAGGAACACAAAAUCAUUUGCAAGAAAAAUAAGGAUAUUGUACACCACCUCUCUGUAUGACCAUUUUUCUUGUCAAUUGCAUAAUUACAUUUUAUUAUAUAUAUUAUUAUUAUAUAUAUAUAUAUGUUAUAUAUAUGUAUUAUAUAUUAUUAUUAUUAUUAUUAUACAUUCUUUCAUUCAUUUUCUACCGCUUUUUCCUCACAAGGGUCGCGGGGGUGCUGGAGCCUAUCCCAGGCACCCUGGACUGGUCGGCAGCCAAUCACAGGGGACAUAUAGACAAACAACCAUUCACACUCACAUUCAUACCUAUGGACAAUUUGGAGUCACCAAAUUAUUAUAUAUAAUAUAUAUAUUAUAAUAUGUAUUAUUUAUUAUAUAUCUGUUAUUAUUUGCAAAGAAAAUUAUGGUAGGGAAAACCCACAAAAGUGAAUUUUUUUUUGCACCAAUAUGACUUGAUUACUACUAACGCUGAAGCAUUUUACUUGUCAUUUGCAUAAUUGAAUUUUAGUAAGAUGCAUUAUUUGCAAGAAAAUUACGAAUAAAAACCCAACAAAAAAUCUUUGAUCCCCGUCUUCAUCUGUUCUCAUCAUGUGACAUUUUAUAAAAUAAAUGGACUCUUUACACACGUCAUUUGUUUUUGUCGAUUAAUUUUUUUUGCAAUGCGUUAUAUGUGCUUCCUAAAACAGUGUAACAAUGUAAGCACCCUAGCAGAGGUAAAUGGACGUUAUUAUCUUUGUAAAGGCAGACUUUGUAUUUAUAUCUCAUCCUUUUUCCAGGUGAGUGGUCAGUCUGUGUUGGCAUUCAUUUACAAUAAAACA